Messenger RNA from Elaeis guineensis (African oil palm), 1430 nucleotides. RefSeq lists its product as uncharacterized. Gene Ontology annotation, molecular function: protein kinase activity; ATP binding; receptor serine/threonine kinase binding. The record is from RefSeq and is a predicted model, not a curated record. Lineage: Eukaryota; Viridiplantae; Streptophyta; Magnoliopsida; Arecales; Arecaceae. Gene Ontology annotation, biological process: protein phosphorylation.
AAGAGGCGUCCAUCCAUGGCUUCCAUGGGAACAGAACUAAUUAGAGUCUCUUACCACGAAUUGGUCAAAGCAACUGAUGGGUUCUCUUCAGCAAAUCUGAUUGGUGUUGGGAGUUUUGGUUCUGUAUAUAAAGGUGUCAUGGAAUGGGAUGGUGAAAAGAUUGUUGCUAUAAAGAUACUGAACCUUCAGCAGCAGGGGGCUUCAAGGACUUUCAUAGCUGAAUGUGAGGCCUUGAGGAGCAUCCGACAUCGGAACCUGGUCAAAAUCAUAACUGCAUGCUCUAGUGUUGAUUUUAGAGGUAACGAUUUCAAAGCAUUGGUUCUUGAAUUUAUGGAGAAUGGAAGCUUGGAACAGUGGCUGCAUCCAGAAGUGAAUGAGCGAUGCCCGAUGAGGAAUUUGAAUUUAGAACAGAGAGUGAGCAUAGCCAUUGAUGUGGCUUCUGCACUUGAUUACCUUCAUCAUCACAGCCCAGUGCCAAUCGUGCAUUGUGAUCUCAAGCCCAGCAACAUUCUUCUGGAUGAUGACAUGACUGCCCAUGUGAGUGACUUUGGGCAGGCAAAGUUUCUCUCUGGAUCUACUGACUCAUUCUCCAUAUCUGCAAGCUUGGUGGCAAUAAAAGGAUCGGUUGGAUAUAUUGCUCCAGAGUACGGUUUGGGAAGUGAAGUAUCAACACAAGGAGAUGUGUAUAGCUAUGGAAUACUUCUCUUGGAGAUGUUUACUGGAAAGAGACCUAUUGAUGAAACCUUCAAUGAAAGCCUAGAUCUUCAUCGAUUUGUCAAGAUGGCUUUUCCUACUCAAAUUAUGAACAUCGUGGACCCGCAAUUGAUACAAAAGGAAGAGUAUGAAAUCAUCAAUGACAUGCAACAAAGGUGCACUAAAGAAGACAGGAUAACAGAGUGCUUAAUUUCAGUGAUCAACAUUGGACUACAAUGUUCCAAUAAAUUACCUAAAGAACGAAUGCAUACUGGAGAAAUUGUAAAAAAAAUGAUUGCAGUGAGAGAGAUACUUGGUAGGGUCUAAAGUCAUCGAGAAUGGUCCACAAAUAUUAUUAUGACAUUAUGAAGGCUUAUGUAAACAUACGUUACUGUUACUUCCCUAAGUCGCUUGUUUUUGUUGUUGCUUACUGCGCUAAUCCUCUUCGACCUGUUUUCAUUUUUUUGGUUUGUUUUCUCUUUGCCUGCUUUUGUUUGAAGGGCUUUCUUUGGAUUCUGUACCAUCACAAGGCCAAGAGAUAUCGGAAUGAACUGUUCCAUAGAUUGGAAUGAGUCUUGUCACAGUUGAACGAGUCUUGUUUUCCUCGAUGUAUCAGAGAAGUCACUUUGUGAUUUAAUUUGUAUGCUUUUGUUGAGCAAGCCUUGUCAUAGUUGAACAAGUCCUGUUGUGCUUGGGUAAACUUAUUUAAUGGAUUGCUUCAUAUGUUAUUGAUGAUU